AUGGCACUCACGCAACGACCCGGCAAUGCCGUCGCCACGAACAUCGCACCGAGCCAGUCCCUCUACAUCCAAAAUCUCAACGAGAAACUCCAGAAGUCCGACCUCAAGCGCAACCUCUACAUGCUCUUCACAGCGUAUGGCCCGGUGUUGGAUGUCACAGCGCUCAAGACCAGCAAAAUGAGAGGACAAGCACACGUUUUGUUCCGCGACCAGCAGAGCGCAACACAGGCGAUGCGACAUUGCCAAGGAUUUGAGUUCUUUGGCCGGGAAAUGAAAAUCUCCUACGCCAAAAACCGAAGUAACACCCUCGCGAAACUCACAGGCACAUUCGUCGAUCCAUCCGAGGCCACAGCCGCAGCAGCAGCAGCCGCGAAAGAGGCACCGAGCUCGUUUCCUGCACCACCUGGAGCGUCUACUGGCUUGCCUCCACCUCCUGGACUACCGCAGAAACCGAAUGGAUUGCAGCCACCUGCUGGUGGUGCCGAGAGCGCGACGAGUCCUGCUACGAGCGCUGGGACAAAGAGGCCGAGAGAUGAGAGUGAUGAUGAGGGAGGAGAUGCGCCGAUGGAGGAAGAUAGUGGGGGGGAGAUGGAGAUGAGUGAUGAUGAGUAA
Molecule: messenger RNA, 612 nt
Organism: Fulvia fulva
Lineage: Eukaryota; Fungi; Ascomycota; Dothideomycetes; Mycosphaerellales; Mycosphaerellaceae
Product: U2 small nuclear ribonucleoprotein
Exons: 2
Coding region: 1-612 (203 amino acids)
Biological process (GO): mRNA splicing, via spliceosome
Cellular component (GO): U12-type spliceosomal complex
Molecular function (GO): U12 snRNA binding; pre-mRNA intronic binding
Source: RefSeq, a predicted model, not a curated record